Messenger RNA from Funneliformis geosporum, 251 nucleotides. Lineage: Eukaryota; Fungi; Glomeromycota; Glomeromycetes; Glomerales; Glomeraceae. The record is from the annotation of a GenBank genome assembly.
AUUCGGAAAGAUCAAUUUCAAAUCACAUGUCGCAAACUCUUAACAUAGUGAACUCUUUCCGUGUAGGAUGCGGCCUUGUUUUACAACCCUCACUUGGAAUUAAUAUGAUACCUAAAGAGAACUACGCGCAACCUCAUCGUAAUGUAGAAAAAACUGGCAUGGUAGCUAGCUUUUUUUGGAUAUUAUUUGUAAUUAUAGCAAUUUUAUCUGCAAUAAUAUUUGUAUGCCCUCGUGAUACUGAACCAAUAUGA